AUGGAGGAUCCUGCCGUCCACAGUACUCAGGAUACACUAUCCCUCCUACCUAGCUUUGUGGAACCUGUACCAGAAGCCGUUAUAAACAGCCCAUCUCCGUCUCAGCAUACUUCUUCUACGCCACCGACGACUAUCAUUAAGGAUCCACCCCACCAUCGUACCAGGAGGCGGGAGACCGAUACAAGCCCGAUUGCACCAUUAGCUCUCCAGUCAGCGGGCAUUAGCACUGCGGCGAGAUCUAAGUCUGGGCCAUCCGUUACACGGAAAAGACGUCUACCCAAGUCUAAACUGGUGCUGUGUCAUCAUCCGACAGCUGACGCGGCUGCAGGAGUCAGUGAGCCCUCCAAGAACCACCCUGCUGGACAUCCCUCUAAACGUAGCCGUGAGCAGGCUAGUGAGGCAGUGACCGGGUCGGAGGAGGUCGAUGGGUUGCGGUCUAAGAUGCCCAAGUCCUCUACCGUCGAGGAUGAGAAGGAGAACUCCUCGUCUAGCAAUGUUAGUAGUGUUACGUGA
This is a messenger RNA of Perkinsus marinus ATCC 50983, 513 nucleotides long. RefSeq lists its product as hypothetical. The record is from RefSeq and is a predicted model, not a curated record. Bases 1 to 513 code for a protein of 170 amino acids. Lineage: Eukaryota; Perkinsozoa; Perkinsida; Perkinsidae. The transcript has 3 exons.